Nerophis ophidion (straightnose pipefish) is the source of this 1054-nucleotide messenger RNA. RefSeq names its product recoverin 2 (gene rcvrn2). Gene Ontology annotation, molecular function: calcium ion binding. The transcript has 3 exons. NCBI's taxonomy places the organism in Eukaryota, Metazoa, Chordata, Actinopteri, Syngnathiformes, Syngnathidae. Bases 207 to 788 code for a protein of 193 amino acids. The record is from RefSeq and is a predicted model, not a curated record.
AUGAUCCUGGUCCCUCCUGAGUCCCCCUGCCCUACUUACCUUCGAACUGAUCUGCUCAGACGUGCACUCGCCACACCCGACCGCUCUGUCUUCUUCUCUCCAUCUCCCCUUCCAAGGCCCUUGAAGGUUCCUCAGGCCGACACCGGGACUCCGGGACACCCACGUGAGCGCUGAGAGAAUCUGGAGGUGGGCUUGCACCGGCAAAGAUGGGGAACAGCACAAGCAGCGCCUUGUCCAAAGAAAUCCUGGAAGACUUGAAGCUGAGCACCAGGUUCACGGAGAGCGAGAUCGGCCAGUGGUACGACAACUUCCAGAAGCAGUGCCCCAGUGGGCGCAUCUCGCCCGAGGAGUUCGAGCAGAUCUACGCCCGCUUCUUCCCCGACAGCGACGCCAAGAGCUACGCCCGCCACGUCUUCCGCUCCUUCGACACCAACGACGACGGCACGCUGGACUUCAAGGAGUACAUCAUCGCCCUUCACAUGACCUCCACCGGCAAAACCACCAGGAAGCUGGAGUGGGCAUUCUCGCUCUUCGACGUGGACAAGAACGGAUACAUCAACAAGACCGAAGUCACGGAAAUCUGCCAGGCCAUCUUCAAGCUGAUCCCCAAGGAGGAGCAGAGCAAAUUACCUCAGGAUGAAAACACUCCUGAGAAGAGAGCCGAUAAACUUUGGUCCUUCUUUGACAAGAAAGACAACGAAAGACUCGCCGAAGGAGAAUUCAUCAAAGGAGUUAUUGAGAAUGAAAAUGCAAUGCGACUCAUCCACUACGGACCACUCAAACAAUAAUCAUCACUUACUUUUACACUUGCACCAACACUCUCUCUUUUUUUCAAGCGUAUUUAGUAGUUUAUAUUUUCUAUAAAUAUCUAUUUUAAAGUUGUUUGGUAUAAAAGAUAUUAUUCAAGGAAUGGAAAUAUAUCUAAACUAAUGCUGUCAAACAAUGAUUACAUUUUAAUUCAGACGAUUAAUCAAAAUGCAAAUAUGUGAUUAAUAACAGCAAAUGACUAAUUAUAAUUCAAUUAUUCAAAUGAACUUCAAAUAAAAAUAAUACU